Oncorhynchus nerka (sockeye salmon) is the source of this 2990-nucleotide messenger RNA. RefSeq names its product calcium-binding and coiled-coil domain-containing protein 2-like. The transcript has 20 exons. Bases 145 to 2418 code for a protein of 757 amino acids. Lineage: Eukaryota; Metazoa; Chordata; Actinopteri; Salmoniformes; Salmonidae. The record is from RefSeq and is a predicted model, not a curated record.
UACCUGGAACAGUAAUCUGAGUUGACGUCUGACUUGCGACCUUUAUAUAUACACAAUCUAUGGUUGCGACACCGCUGAGUUGAACAGGCAGUGGCAGUCUAAACUUCAUAACACAGAACGGAGAGCUUCGAAACUGCAGCCAACAUGGAAUUGUCAACAAACUUUUCCCAGGUUGUGUUUCAGGAAAUCCCCAACUCAUAUGUGUCAAAUGUUGCCUUGACUUGCUGCUACACUCUGACAGCAGCAAUCCAACCGAAUCCCAGAGACUGGGUGGGGAUAUUCAAGGUGGGCUGGAGCACCACAAAGGAUUAUCACACAUUUGUGUGGGUAGAACCAUCAUUGGAUCUGAUAGGACUGGAGCCAGUCAGAAAAAAAGUGCUUUUUACUGCAUACUACUUGCCAAAGGAUGACUCAGCGUUCUAUCAGUUCUGCUAUGUUGAUAGCAAUGGCCAAGUGAGAGGAGCCAGCACCCCCUUCUGUUUUAAAACCCCAGGGGAACAAAGCACAGACUGCAGCCUUGAAAAUGACCUCUUGGUUAUCAUAACUCAGGAAAAAGUAGAGCAACGUGAGAGGGAGAAAGAAGAGCUGGUCAUGGAGUUGGGGCAACUGAAAGAACAAAAUGAGACUCUGAGAAGUGCUCUGAAAGAGCAACAGCAAGAGAUUGAUCACCUCAAGCUGUCAAAUGAGGAACUAUACCAGGCAGAUGGGAACACGGAGAAUGCAAGAAAGCAUGAAGAACUGACACAGAACACUAAACUAAUGGAUGACUCACACAGAGGGCAGGAGGAACAGGUGGACAAAAGUGAGAGGGAGAAAGAAGAGCUGACCAUGGAGUUGGGGCAACUGAAAGAGCAAAAUGAGAGCCUGACAUGUGCCCUAAAGGAGCAGCAACAAGAGAUUGAUCACCUCAAGGAAUCCAAAAAGGAACUGGUACAGUUAGUGAGCAAACUGGAGAAACAGCAAGAGAAUACUAGAGAGCAUGAAGAACUGGCACAGAAUUUCAAAUCAUUGGAUGAAUCACAGAGAGGACAGGAGUCUCUGACUCCUAUUUGUGAGAAAUAUGAAAGAGCGUUGAUCAAGAUCAAACAGCUAAAGAAAGAACGAGAGGUGUUAAGAGGAAAGGUUGAGGUCCAGAUUGUGGAGAUCGCACAGCUGAGCCCAAGGCUCAAAGAAUCUGAGCGGGAGUCACACAGACUGAAGGCUCACAUUCAGCUUUUACAGGUGGAUCUCCAGAGCAGUAAGAAAGAGAAGAAGUGUUCUGCCCUAAAGGAGCAACAGCAACAGGAAUCCAAAGAGGAACUGGUACAGUUAGUGAGCAAACUGGAGCAGCAGCAACAGAAUACUAGAGAGCAUGAAGAACUGGCGCAGAAUGCCAAAUCAAUGGAUGAAUCACAGAGAGGACAGGAGUCUCUGACAACUAUUUGUGAGAAAUAUGAACAAGCGUUGAUCAAGAUCAAACAGCUGAAGAAGGAGGGAGAGGAGUUGAAAGGAAAGAUUGAGGUCCAAAGUGUGGAAAUUGCAUCGCUGAGCCCAAGGCUCAAAGAAUCUGAGCAAGAGUCCCACAAACUGAAGGAUCAUAUUCAGCUUCUACAGGUGGAUCUCCAGAGCAGUGAGAAAGAGAAGGAGAAGCUUUCUGCAGCGCUGCACAGAGUGUGUGGUGUCACACAUGAUCUACAUGACCUGAAGACUGGGAACAAGGCAUUACGUAGAAGCCUGUCAGAGCAGGAGCAGCAGCCACUGCAGAUGGUGGACAGUGAUUGGAAGGAGCAAUACCAAGCCCUUCUUGGUCAGCUGGAGGAGGCUCAGACACUGUUGCACAAGGAGUUGCAGGCUUCCAACAAUACCCGCAAACGUGCAGAGCAAGCAGAAAGGGAACUGGAGGAGCUCAAGGAGUGCAUGGAGAGCACGGCCAUGACGUCUGAUCAGACAAAGCAGAAGAGCAGCAAACUAGAGAUGCAACUUUCAGAGUUAAACAAAAUCAUUGAGGAGAAAGAAAACAUGGCAGAGAUCGCUAAAGUAGAGAAAGAGGAGUUGUCCAGAGAGAAUCAGGAUCUCAAAAGAGAUAUUGAAAGACUUCGCAAGGAAGUUGAUGAUGUCCAGGCUGCUCCAGUGCCCAUGCAGCAUCCCAACCCUUAUGGCUCUUCAACUGACCCUACCCCCAAUAAGGAGCAGCAGCAAGAGGCACUGGCUGACUCUCUCCACUCUUGGAACCCAUAUGAAACCCCAGGCACGGCUACAAACCUGGAGGAAGAGUUGUCCUUGGAGUGUCGUCACUGCCAUGAGUCCUUCCCUGGCAUCACCCGGGACGAGCUGGAGCUGCACGAGCACAGCCACAGAGUGUGCCCCUUCUGCAUGCUCAUCUGUGACGGAAUGGAACAGGCUUUAUAUGAAGACCACGUCUACAGCCAUGAGGUGUAGAAAUGCCACUUCCUCACAACCCAGAGAGUUGUUUGUGAGUUGACUACUCAUAAAAAAAGCUGAUACUCUACUAAUUAUUUAGUAGGGGGAAUAAAUAUGGGCUAACAAUCAAUUCAGGAUAUUAUAUAAAUAACAUUUAUAGUCCCUUGUUCAUUACUGUAAAUGUCCUCUUACCUGGUCAAAUAAGUUAAGAAUUAAAUGUCUGGUAAAUCCGUAGCUAAUUUAUUUCGCCUGAAAUGUAUCAUUACCAUAUAAGAUAUUUGUUUGAUGGCACUUCAUUUUGGUCUUGGAGUAGAAUUUGCCUCCAUUGCUGGGUGAUAGGAAUGUAUUGCUUUGCUAUUUAAUGGUUACCCAUAUUUACUCCGUUAUAAUCUCUGCUGAACUGUUUACUUAGCGUAAUUAAACUAAACUGACUUUCUGCCCUUAAAUCUCCUGCAUGCAUAACGUGUUGCAUAAUAGAGUCAAACGAUUAAUGGUCAAAUGAUGCCAUCUGAAAAUGAAAUGGUUCAAAGGGGAUUCAUGUGGGAAGCAACAAAUAAAGUUGUCUUCACAGUUGUGUCGUCAUGGAAGUA